AUGGAAAAGAAGAAAAACAACAAGAAGAGAUCAGAUAGCCAUUCGCGACGAGUAAUACAGACCUCAAAACCGGAACUUGAGGAAUUUUUCGAGUCUGUCAAUGAGCGUAUGAAAAGCUUGGCCAUCGCCCAGAAACACUACAAGGCCCGAAAUGAUAAGGAACUUACAAUUCAUCCAGGAGACAUUUUUGAGGUUCUCGAUGAUGUCGGUUCCUGGUGGUGCUUGAGAGCCCCAUCUGGCAGGACCGGCCAUGUUCCCAAGGCGCAUCUUGAGAUUAUUCCAAAUCCCAUGAAAGAAAAUGAACGUAUGUACGACCCUCCAGUGGACCCCAUCAUUGUCAAAGUGCCUGUCAUUGUCAAGGCUUCUGUCCAACGCCAAGAGAUUGAGGAGAAGGCUGAAUCAACUGCCACAAAACCUCAAACGGAUCCGCGUCCUGCGACGCCACCUGCACCGCCACCGCAACCAAAGGAACCGGAACCUGCACCUCCUGUGGCAAGCGAGCCGAAACCCGCCCCAGUGCCACCUCCUCAACCUCUAUUUCCCCCUCCACCCCAACUCUAUGGAAGACCACCCUACCACAAAGUUGUCAAAGAGGUGAUCCGAGAGGUCCCACCAUCGCGACGCUAUCGUCGUAUUCAGUCGCGACGUCACAACAAACGGGCGCCCUCUCCACAGUAUUCAGAGGACUCGGUUAGCUCUUGCUCCUCGAAGGCAACCUCCUCCUCCGGCGUCGAUUCAUGGAUUUCUGAUGGAGAAUACGAUCGAGCUCUUCCACGGACCCGGCCUUCCUCUCGAAGUCGUCGGCCGAAGUCAGGACAGCAUCAUUCCACACGGCGUCCAGCUGCACAACCACAUCCUUCACCACAGCCACCUUCUCGCUGCUUCUGCGCAAGAGAUAGAGGGUCAUCUUGUCGUCGUAGGAGUAUUUGCUGCUGUUCUGCAGCCCAGUCGAGGACCCGAUCUUCGAUAUCAGAGAUGUCUCAACGACCAUCGUCCAAGAAAGAUCAACAACAGCUGCAACAACCUCAACAGCCAUUGAUAAUUCUUCUUGAGUCGCCUAGGCAAGAGACACCGCCCUUCACCCAAUCGACGGUUGAUGAACAGGGGACGGAGGAUUACUGCGAUCCGAAUUCGCAGCCACAAAUAUCAAUUAUGCUUCCCCCUAACGCUCAAUUUACGCCUCAGGUGUCCGCCUAUGCCCCACAACAGCAGUACGUGCAAGCACCCGGAUACUACAACUGGUCACCUCAAUAUUAUCAGGGGUAUGCUUGA
Mesocestoides corti is the source of this 1272-nucleotide messenger RNA. NCBI's taxonomy places the organism in Eukaryota, Metazoa, Platyhelminthes, Cestoda, Cyclophyllidea, Mesocestoididae. The record is from the annotation of a GenBank genome assembly.